Daldinia vernicosa is the source of this 2133-nucleotide messenger RNA. RefSeq names its product FMN-linked oxidoreductase. The record is from RefSeq and is a predicted model, not a curated record. Gene Ontology annotation, cellular component: cytoplasm. The coding region runs from base 633 to 1919 and encodes 428 amino acids. Lineage: Eukaryota; Fungi; Ascomycota; Sordariomycetes; Xylariales; Hypoxylaceae. Gene Ontology annotation, molecular function: tRNA dihydrouridine synthase activity; flavin adenine dinucleotide binding. The transcript is spliced from 2 exons. Gene Ontology annotation, biological process: tRNA dihydrouridine synthesis.
CUUUAACCCCCUUACAUACACCUCCUAAGUCAGCACAAAUAAUUGGUAUCUCCCUCGUAAGGCUAUUACAAAGGAGUAAGCGAUACGGACAUUUGGUAGGCUACACAGGUGACACGACAUAAUUUACAAAUAGACCCAUUCGUAUUAUAACUACCUAGUUCUUCCGAUCAGUCAGUAUAGUAUGACCGGUAUGGGUAGUUAGGGUAGUAUUGAGUGUACUUCGAAUAACGGUUCUAGAAAAGUGCUAAAACACCGAUCCCAGCUUACACAAAAACGCCAAGUAAAAAAGAAAGAAAAAAGAAAAAAAGGAGCAAAACACAUGUCUGUACAUGCGGCUUUUCCAUCUGUUUAAACUACAUCGCAUAUCAGAUUCUCAUCGCAGGAUAGAACAGAUCUGAAGAACUCUAUGUUAGCAAAAUACAAUAUUAAAACCUUAAUGAGUUUAAAUUCUUUGUACACUGCCUAGGUAUCAGAUAAUCGGUACCUGAAUGCCGAUUUAGAUUCUAGAUAUUGGAUUAGAUAAGAUUAGAUAGAUUCCCGAAACUUUCCCAUUACAUUCCAACCUUUUAACCUUCUCCCACCUCGAUCGUUUGUGGUGAUCUGAUCGCUUCCCAUUCGUUCCACCGCUUGACAUGUCAUGGUUCCGUAACGCAAUCCGCAGCAUGGCGUCCGAAAUGAAGAAGGUUCCUAUUCCUCGCAACGGCGUCGACUACCGGGGUAAAAUUGUUCUUGCGCCGAUGGUUCGUUCGGGAGAGCUGCCCUCUAGACUCACGGCUCUACACUACGGCGCUGAUUUAGUAUGGGGCCCCGAGACGGUAGAUAGAUCCCUAAUCGGAACGACGAGGCGCUUCAACCCCGAGACUAAAACCAUCGAAUGGACGAGGAAGCCGUCGCAUGGCAACCAAACCCCACCAACCGACGUAAAAGACAGCCUAAUCUUCCGAAUCCACCCAGAGAAGGAAGGCAAGAAAUUAAUCUUCCAAAUCGGUACUUCGAACGCAGACCUAGCAGUCCAAGCAGCGCGCCUCGUCGCCGCCGACGUCGCGGGUAUCGACGUGAACGCCGGGUGCCCCAAACCCUUCAGCACGCACGACGGCAUGGGCGCCGCUCUGCUGCGCACCCCCGACAAACUCGUCGGUAUUCUAGAGGCGCUAGUCCAGAACAUCACACCCGAGUUCGAGAUCGGGAUCAGCGUAAAAAUCCGGAUCCUGGAGACCGCCGCGGAGACGGAAGCGCUGGUUAGAAGGCUCGUUGCGACGGGGAUAACAGGGCUAACAGUGCACUGCCGAACGACUCCCAUGCGACCCAGGGAGCGCGCCAUCCGCGGUCAAUUACGCAUGAUCGCCGACGUAUGCCACGAAGCUGGUGUCGCAUGCCUAAUGAACGGGGACGUAGAAACCCGAGACCAAGCGCUCUCUCUAAUCCACGAAUACGGUGUCGACGGCGCCAUGAUCGCGACACAAGCCGAGAAGAAUCCCAGCUGCUUCCGGAGCGCAGCAGACGGUGGCAUAUUACCAUGGAACGAGGUUGUGGAGCAGUACAUCCGGUACGCGCUCGAGGUGGAGAACAAAUUUGGCAACACCAAAUUCCUACUCUGUCAGCUCAUCCCGGGAAAACAGCCCGCCUACCGUAAUAUCAGCACCUGCAAGAGCUACACCAAAGUUUGCGAGUUGCUUGGCUACGAACACCUGAUGGAGCGAGCCCGCGAGGUCGAUGUCAACCUAGAUAUUAACCCGGACAACGCGGGAAAGAAAGACAAGAAAGCCAACAACAGUGCGCUCGCCGCGGGGGGUAACAUGGCUGAGUCGCGAGCGAAGCCCCAAGCUAAGAAGGGUUUGGCAGAACGGGGUGUAAACGCGCAGACAGAAGCGCAGUCGGCCUCGGCGAAGCCGUUUGGGGGUAUGGCGGUGCCUGUUUAAAGUGGAUUGUGGAUUGCAUCGUAGGAGUUGAUGGAAAUGGCAUUUAAAGGCGUCGAAAUAAGCAUAUACCCCUUUUUGGCUCUAGGGGUGAGGGGGUGAAAGGCAUUUGCAUGGACAUCUACUGGUUCACGGUUUAGGUUAGCCUUGCGAAAAAUACAGGCUUAGUGACAAUUGGGAUGGCUAAGAGUAUAGGAACGCGUAGUUAUAGCGAGAU